Messenger RNA from Fusarium graminearum PH-1, 915 nucleotides. Its product is annotated as endo-1,4-beta-xylanase 1 precursor. NCBI's taxonomy places the organism in Eukaryota, Fungi, Ascomycota, Sordariomycetes, Hypocreales, Nectriaceae. Bases 65 to 760 code for a protein of 231 amino acids. The record is from RefSeq and is a predicted model, not a curated record. Gene Ontology annotation, biological process: xylan catabolic process. The transcript is spliced from 3 exons. Gene Ontology annotation, molecular function: hydrolase activity, hydrolyzing O-glycosyl compounds.
CUGAACAGUCAACCACUUGUUUCUCAAUACUUCCUUGAGAACUACUCUCGCGCCCUUCACCAUCAUGGUCUCGUUCAAAUCCCUUCUCGUCGCCGUCUCGGCACUCACUGGGGCACUUGCUCGUCCCUUUGACUUCCUCGAUGAGCGUGACGAUGGCAACGCCACCUCGGUCCUCGAGGCUCGCCAAGUCACUGGCAACAGUGAAGGUUACCACAACGGUUACUUCUACUCUUGGUGGUCUGAUGGUGGUGGUUAUGCUCAGUACCGUAUGGGUGAGGGCAGCCACUACCAGGUUGAUUGGCGCAACACUGGUAACUUUGUCGGUGGAAAGGGAUGGAACCCUGGUACUGGCCGAACCAUCAACUACGGAGGUUCCUUCAACCCUCAGGGUAACGGAUACCUUUGCGUUUACGGAUGGACCCGCGGUCCCCUCGUCGAGUACUACGUCAUCGAGAGUUACGGUUCUUACAACCCCGGCAGCCAGGCUCAGCACCGAGGUACCGUCUACACCGACGGUGACACCUACGAUCUCUAUAUGUCCACCCGUUACCAACAGCCUUCGAUCGACGGUGUUCAGACCUUCAACCAGUACUGGUCCAUCCGCCGCAACAAGCGUACCAGCGGCUCCGUCAACAUGCAGAACCACUUCAAUGCUUGGAGAUCUGCUGGCAUGAACCUCGGAAACCACUACUACCAGAUUCUGGCCACUGAGGGUUACCAGAGCAGUGGCUCAUCUUCUAUCUAUGUCCAGACUAGUUAAGGGAUGUCAGCUGUGGUCGGUUACAGAUGAUUUGAGAGAUCAUGUGUGGAAAUUGAAGAGGGAAAGGUUCUUGGCUGACUGAAGGAUGGUCACUGUUACUGUCUGAUGUAUAUUUUUUUGCGACUUUGGCAAGUCUCUGGCGCGAAAGAUCAUCA